AGAGUGUAUUAGAGACAAUUGGAAAACAACAGCAAGUCAUGAGUUAACUGGACAAAGACUGACCAGAUGAUCCAGUAAAAGACUGAUGUACUGUAACGUACAAGCAGAACUUUUUCCAGAGCCAGGCACUGUGGUACUAAAAACAUGUUCUGGCAAGGAAAUAAAACCAGAGAAUGUUUUAAAGGUCCAGUAUUUGAAAUUUAGUGGCAUCUAGCGGUGAGGUUGUGAAUUGCAACCAACGGCUCUCUCCACCCCUCCCUUUCAAAGCACUACAGUGGCUGACACAGGACUAAGAUGUUGUCAUGUUUUCUUAUAUAAUAUGUACGAUUUUUUUAUAAGCGUUACAGUACCUAAAAAAAACCCACAGUAUUUAUGGCUGUACCUGGACAUACCACAAAAAUGUAUGCACUUAAGUACCAUGGUUUUAUCAUCUGAUACCAUCACCGUACCACAGUAACUGUACUUUUUAUAGGUAUUACCAUCUAAUGACAUCACCGUACCAUGUUACUGCCAAAGUUCUUGUCAUUUGUAAGACAAUUUAUGAGACAUGGUCAAUACUUCAUUAUUCUAAGCGAGCUAUAACAACAUAGAAUUUGCGUUAAUACAUUAAAAGGCAAAAACAUGAAAAACAACAUAUCUGCCUUGUAAAAGAAGGCCAUACUUUCAGACGACAGGGAUUAAGAUCAGCCAAUUAAGGAGCCACGGUGGAUCUUUCAUAUCUGCUGUAGUCUGUUUGAUUUCCAUGGCACACGUAUCAUGUUCCUGGACUUUCAACAGCGGCCUGACGCCGUUCUCGAAGCAAACCGGUCCCAAAUCCCCAGAAGAUUGGGGAAUGAAAAGAGAUGUAAAGUUUAGAUGUGUGGCAACAGCUAAACGCAGGGUCAGGUUUCUCAGAGCCCUGGCUAUAUUUAACCUACUGAUCUAACACCAGGCAGAGAGUUUAAAUGCCACCAGUGCAGUUGGUGUGGAGCAGUUGUCGUCCACAGAUCUUCUUCGGCACGAGCUCAGCUCAGGGGAAGGGAUUCGCACACAUACACCCACGCGAGGAGGACUGGAAAGGACCUACAGUGCAACGCAUACCGAAAGCAGAGCCGGCAGGCACUAAUUUCCAGCGUUGAACGAAAGACAUGGAGCUUUUUGAGACCAACCCUUACUUUUUCACAGACCAGCGUUUUUAUGAAAGCGGUGAUAACUUUUUCCCCUCCAGGCUGACCGGAGGUUUCGACCAAGCUGGAUAUCAGGACAGAAGCUCCAUGAUGGGGCUGUGUGGCGACGGAAGGUUGCUGUCAACCGGGGUGGGGAUGGAGGACAAACCAUCUCCAACUUCCAGCAUGGGUCUGUCCAUGUCACCGCAGGAGCAGCAGCACUGCCCCGGCCAGUGCCUGCCAUGGGCCUGCAAGGUGUGCAAGCGCAAAUCGGUGACGAUGGAUCGUCGGAAAGCAGCCACUAUGAGGGAGAAGAGGAGGUUGAAGAAGGUGAACGAGGCAUUUGAGGCUCUCAAGAGAAGCACGUUAAUGAAUCCCAACCAGAGGCUGCCUAAGGUGGAAAUCCUGCGCAGUGCCAUCCAGUAUAUUGAGAGACUGCAGGCUCUGGUCAGCUCUCUCAACCAGCAGGAACACGAGCAGAACAGUCUGCACUACAGAGCCGCAGCUCCACAGAGGGUGUCCGCCACCAAUGAGCAGGGCUCUGGCAGCACCUGCUGUAGCAGUCCAGAGUGGAGCAGUACAUCCGAGCAAUGCGCCCCAUCCUACAGCUCUACCCACGAGGAUCUCUUGAACGACGAUGCAGAACAGACCAACCUGAGGUCUCUGACAUCUAUUGUGGACAGCAUCACAGGAAUAGAGACCACCGCUGUCCCCUUUUCAGUGGACAUAAGCAAAUAAAUGAGUGACCGCAUUAUAUUCAGACCAGGUAUCCAUCGCACUAUUAUGCCCAAGGUGAAUGAAGAACCAUAAAACCUUUGUGGGUAUUAUUUCCAGAUAAAUCAUGAGGUCCAUAUGAUUAUAUUUCCAAAUGUUUCCUAUUUCUGAGGGAGCGAGAAUUUCAGAAAAGCCCAAUAUAUGAAUCUUAAGACAAAUAGGCGGAUUCAUAUUUUCAUACUCUGACCUUCUUUCUUGAUUCCUUUUCCAUUUUAUUUGUGUGUGCUUUAUGCUUACCAACAAACAUUCAUUUGUGGGUCCAAUGUUUAACUCCAUGGUUUUGACCAAUUUAUGCUUAAUUUAAACUAGUUGUGAAUGCCAGUCAUGUAAAUAUGUUCCUUUUUUUCUACAGAGUGGUUUUGUCGUUUUAUUUUCUAUUUUGUUGUGUGUUUGAACUAAUUUAUUUGAACUUUUAUAAUAAAGAUUGUUGUGUAUU
Messenger RNA from Triplophysa rosa, 2355 nucleotides. It is a transcript of the gene myog, whose product is annotated as myogenin. The transcript has 3 exons. Gene Ontology annotation, molecular function: DNA-binding transcription factor activity, RNA polymerase II-specific; RNA polymerase II cis-regulatory region sequence-specific DNA binding; protein dimerization activity. Gene Ontology annotation, biological process: positive regulation of myoblast differentiation; muscle organ development; positive regulation of transcription by RNA polymerase II. The coding region runs from base 1128 to 1883 and encodes 251 amino acids. Lineage: Eukaryota; Metazoa; Chordata; Actinopteri; Cypriniformes; Nemacheilidae. The record is from RefSeq and is a predicted model, not a curated record.